AUGGGCUCCUCGACCACCGACUCGCCGUCGCCGCAGCCGCAGACGUUCGUGUCGUCGAUGACGUCCGUGCUCACGCGCAUGGAGUCGGGCGAGUCGGAACCGCCGGCCACCUCGCGCUCGGCCUCCACCUCGCACCUGCCGCUGCGCAGCACCUCCAUAUCGUCGCUCAACUCGUCCGAGUCGUACCCGAGCCAGGAGCAGCCGUCGCACUUCUCGCUGAGGUCGCACCACUCGCACCACUCGGUUCGCUCACUAGGCGGGGCGUCGCAGCAGCUGUCGCUCUCGGCGCUGCUGCCCCAGCCGGGCAUGUCGCCGCCGCUCGACGAGUGGCCACUGACCGGGACAGUCCGCUGA
This is a messenger RNA of Pollicipes pollicipes, 354 nucleotides long. RefSeq lists its product as uncharacterized. The transcript has 4 exons. The coding region runs from base 1 to 354 and encodes 117 amino acids. The record is from RefSeq and is a predicted model, not a curated record. Lineage: Eukaryota; Metazoa; Arthropoda; Thecostraca; Pollicipedomorpha; Pollicipedidae.